Parastagonospora nodorum SN15 is the source of this 258-nucleotide messenger RNA. RefSeq lists its product as hypothetical. The transcript has 2 exons. NCBI's taxonomy places the organism in Eukaryota, Fungi, Ascomycota, Dothideomycetes, Pleosporales, Phaeosphaeriaceae. The record is from RefSeq and is a predicted model, not a curated record. Bases 1 to 258 code for a protein of 85 amino acids.
AUGACACUGCAGCAGGUCGACGUCAGCAAGAUGGCCACGUGCCUCGAGGAUGCCGAGGAUGCCCUUCCAAGGUAUCGGAUGGAUCAGCAGUCCUACGGAGGAACUGCCCAUUAUGACACAUUACGGCGCAUCGUAAAGGAGGAGGCGGGAUGUUACCAGACAGUCGGAGGCACUAGUCAUGCUGAGAAGAUUGCAGUGUUAUGCGCAGAGAGCGAGCAUCUCUGCAAGGUUUCGCUACUGGGUCAGAGUGCGGCAUGA